Messenger RNA from Sphaeramia orbicularis (orbiculate cardinalfish), 993 nucleotides. RefSeq lists its product as uncharacterized. The record is from RefSeq and is a predicted model, not a curated record. Bases 45 to 944 code for a protein of 299 amino acids. Lineage: Eukaryota; Metazoa; Chordata; Actinopteri; Kurtiformes; Apogonidae. The transcript is spliced from 2 exons.
GUGAACAGCUACGGCAUUCGGGACAGCUUCAUGGAUAUAAGUGGAUGUACACUAAGUGCAGAUUGAAUGGUCUCCGUGUGAAAAAGGAGGAUGUGCGACUUGUUUUGAAAGAACUGAAUCCAACAGGAGUGGCAGUGAGACGCUCAAGAUGGCUCCGAAGGCGCAAAUAUUUUUCCAAGGGCCCCAACUUUAUCUGGCACUUAGAUUCUUAUGACAAACUUAAUGGGUUCAUUGACGGCUUCUCCAGGAAAAUGAUCUGGCUGAAUGCAUAUACCACCAGUAGUGAUCCCAAGCUAAUUGGAGGUUACUAUAUUGAAGCUGUGCAGUGUUUGGGGGGCUGCCCCAGAGCGGUGAGGGGUGAUCUUGGAACUGAAAACGGAAAAGUUAGAGACUUUCAGCGUGCUCUUCGCAUUAACCCCCCAGAUGAAACCCUUGAUAGUUACCUGGAGGGAGCCAGCACUGCAAAUCAAAGAAUAGAAAACUGGUGGGGAUUCUUGCACAAAGAAUGUAUGGAAUUCUGGAUAUCUUUGUUUUUGGACUUGAGAGACAACGGAUUCUUUGAUGGAGGAUUUCUGGACAAACGUGUGCUACAGUUUUGCUGCAUGGGACUAAUUCAAGAUGAGCUGGAUGACACCUCCAGAGUUUGGGACGCGCACACCAUCAGACCAUCCAGCAACCCAAAUGUUCCCAGUGGACAGCCAAAUCUGAUGUACUCACUGCCAGAACUAUACAAGACCAGGGAUUGUCUUUCCCCAGCAGACAGAAACCUUGUUGAGCAGUGCAAAAGCCAGUGUGUCUUCCGUCAGCCCAUUCCAUGUGAUACUGAUGUUUAUGAGCUGUGUAAUUUUGUUAUGGUUGAAAAUCAGCUAAAUCUUCCCAGGGACCCAUAUCAAGCCAUAGACCUUUAUCUACAGUUAAGAGAAAAAAUUAAUGCAUGCCUGUAAGUUGAAUGCACAAGAUUUUGAGCACAGUUACAUCUUUAAUAAAGAUUUU